AUGCGCACUACGUUGCCAAGGGAAUUUCUUGGAGGCGGCUAUGUGACAGUGGAUCGCGCGCACCUGUUCGUACCUGAAGAGGAGUUAAAACAGAAAAAUAACAAUGUCGGGUUUCGACAGCAAUCCUUUUGCCGAUCCCGUGGAGGUGAAUCCUUUCCAGGAUCCCGCAGUGACCCGGGUGACUGAGGGGAGAGAGGGCAUAGAGGAGUUCAACCCUUUCUCAAACAAAAAACAGGAUAAUGCAACUACCAUCCCUUACUCAGCUGGAUCUCAGGCCGCUGUUCUGCAGCCCACACUGGAGCCCAGUCCUCAGGCCACAGCGGCGGCUGCGCAAGCCGAGCUCCUCAAACAGCAGGAGGAGUUGGAGAGGAAAGCAGCCGAGCUCGAGCGCAAGGAGCAGGAACUGCAGAACCGAGACACUGGCAGGGGUAAAGAAAACAACUGGCCUCCGCUGCCGAGGUUUUUCCCAGUAAAGCCGUGUUUCUAUCAGGAUUUUGAAGAGGAAAUCCCGCUGGAAUACCAGAGGAUCUGCAAGAUGAUGUACUACCUCUGGAUGUAUCACUGUGUGACGCUCUUCUUGAACCUGUUGGCAUGUAUGGGCUAUUUCAUCGUGAGUCUGGAUAACGGCGUGGACUUCGGUCUCUCCAUCCUCUGGUUUGUUCUCUUCAGCCCCGCCUCUUUCGUGUGCUGGUACCGGCCGGUUUAUAAAGCCUUCAGAUCCGACAGCUCCUUCAGUUUCUUCUUCUUCUUCUUCAUCUUCGCCUUCCAAGUGGCGGUUUACAUCAUCCAGAGUGUCGGCAUCCCCAAAUGGGGAAACAGCGGUUGGAUCACCGCCAUCUCCAUGAUCAGAGUCCAACUUGCAGUCGCUGUGUUCAUGAUGGUGGUGGCCACUUUCUUCACGGUCAACGCGGCGCUCGCGGUCAUCUUACUGAAGAUGGUCCAUGCUAAGUACAGGAGAACAGGUGCGAGUUUCCAGAAGGCACAGCAGGAGUUCUCUCAGGGCGUCGUGACCAACAGAACCUUCCAGACCGCCGCGGCCACCGCCGCCUCCUCGGCCGCUCGAGGAUCCUUUCAGUAACACUCUGCCUUCUGAACUGUCCAUCCCUCACCUCUCCUCUGUGUUUAAGAUCCUCGUCUGCUUCGGUUCCUGAAGGAACGCAAUGUUCGGUUACUGAAGGAUCGUUCUGUAGGGAUACUGUAGAGGUCAGUCGUGAGAAAAGCCUGCAUCAGAUCUUAUACGUGUAUGUAUUUUUUUUAAUUAAUGCACAUGAACACUUCCUGAUUUUCUUGGUUAGAGCUUUUAAAUGAUUUAAAGAUUUUUUUCCACCACCAACGGUACCAAUUAGUGCUG
Hemibagrus wyckioides is the source of this 1351-nucleotide messenger RNA. RefSeq names its product secretory carrier membrane protein 2, like (gene scamp2l). The transcript is spliced from 9 exons. Gene Ontology annotation, cellular component: recycling endosome membrane; trans-Golgi network membrane. The record is from RefSeq and is a predicted model, not a curated record. Lineage: Eukaryota; Metazoa; Chordata; Actinopteri; Siluriformes; Bagridae. Gene Ontology annotation, biological process: protein transport. Bases 104 to 1078 code for a protein of 324 amino acids.